Messenger RNA from Hyla sarda, 5716 nucleotides. It is a transcript of the gene HCFC2, whose product is annotated as host cell factor C2. The transcript is spliced from 16 exons. Gene Ontology annotation, biological process: regulation of DNA-templated transcription; chromatin remodeling. Gene Ontology annotation, cellular component: histone methyltransferase complex. NCBI's taxonomy places the organism in Eukaryota, Metazoa, Chordata, Amphibia, Anura, Hylidae. Bases 171 to 2570 code for a protein of 799 amino acids. Gene Ontology annotation, molecular function: transcription coactivator activity; protein binding. The record is from RefSeq and is a predicted model, not a curated record.
GGGCACCAUGUACGGACCCGGGCACCACCGCUACAGGUGGAGGGACGUCCCCGCAGCGGCUCUAGUGACAGGCCUGUCCCCGCCUCCCCCGCCGCCGCUCGCCCUGCUGGUGACCCCGCCGCCCCGCUGCAUUGUGGGAUGGGGGAUCAAAGGAGGCGGCCCGGGAUCUGAUGGCGGCUGAUCCCGUCCAGUUGAACUGGAGGCAUGUGACCUCCUUUACCGGCCCGGUCCCCAGCUCCAGGCACGGACACCGCGCGGUGGUCAUACGGGAGCUCAUCAUCAUCUUUGGGGGAGGGAACGAGGGCAUAGCGGAGGAGCUGCACGUCUACAACACAGCUACAAAUCAAUGGUUCCUCCCGGCUGUGAGAGGCGAUAUCCCUCCAGGUUGUGCUGCUCAUGGCUUCGUGUGCGACGGGACAAGGAUCCUGGUUUUCGGAGGAAUGGUGGAAUAUGGGCGAUACAGCAAUGACUUGUAUGAGUUGCAGGCAAGUCGUUGGCUAUGGAAGAAGUUGAAGCCUCAUUCUUUACCCAGUGGCUCCUUGCCAUGUCCUCGUCUUGGGCACAGUUUUUCUCUCCAUGGCAAUAAGUGUUAUUUGUUUGGUGGCCUUGCCAAUGAGAGUGAAGACAACAAUAACAAUAUUCCCAGGUACCUGAAUGACUUUUAUGAAUUAGAGUUACGACAAGGAAGCGGAGUUGUGGGCUGGAAUUUACCACAGACCAAAGGUGCCCCUCCGACCCCACGGGAGUCCCAUUCCACAGUGAUAUACAGCAAGAAGGAUUGUGGGAAAUCAAAGCUAUAUAUUUUUGGAGGAAUGUCCAAAUGUCGACUCAAUGAUCUUUGGGAACUAGAUAUUGAAUCCAUGACUUGGAGCAGUCCAGAGGCCAAAGGGACAUUCCCUUUACCUCGAAGUCUUCAUACUGCCAAUGUAAUAGGAAACAGAAUGUAUGUUUUUGGUGGCUGGGUCCCACAGACGUUACAAGGUGAUGGCUCUCCCUCUAAAGCAAGCCAAUGGAAGUGCACCAAUUCUUUUUCCUUUUUGGACCUGGACUCCAUGGAAUGGACAACUUUAAUGCCAGAGUCCUCAGUAGAUAGAAAGGAUUGGCCAUGGCCCAGAGCAGGACACUGUGCAGUCACAAUUGGGAAACGUUUAUACAUCUGGAGUGGAAGGGAUGGCUACAAAAAGGCAUGGAAUUGUCAAGUUUGUUGCAAAGACCUUUGGUACAUAGACACAGAAAAGCCUCCCCCACCUUCCCAGGUGCAGCUGGUUUUGGCCACCACAAAUUCUUUUCAUGUGAAAUGGAAUGAGCUUCCCACGGUUGAAGGAUAUCUUCUGCAGCUAAGUCCAGAAUCGCCAGCUUCUACUUGUGCGGGAAAGCCUGCCCCCCUCAGCGAAAUUUCAGCGCUGAGUUCUAGCAUCUCGUCCACAGCACGUGCUGGUCCACUGCAUUCACAAAGCGGGCUCGUGUGCCCUCAGCGGCUUGACGAAAGUGUGGACAGCCCAGCAUCUCCUGAGGUAGACAUUUGCCAUCAAAACAGCAGCGGACCAACCAGUCAGGUAUCCACGUCAAUGUGUGUGCAGCAUAGUGCUUCAGAUCAUGACGUUGUGGACAUGAAGGUAUCCCUGACUGAGAAAGCUUCCACUGGAAAUACGGAGUUAAAUGGCAAAUUGAAAGCCUCAACUAGAUCAAAAUCAUCAGGUCUUCAUACAUCAUCUAAAUUGAAUGAUGUGCAUGACUUGGACAUAGGAAUUUUAACACCUGAGGUUUCUGCAUCCUGCAUUGUCUCCAGUGCACAAUCUAUGGUAACCCAGCAGAGCAUUAAAACAGAGUCAUCACGUACAAAUGGGGCACUUGUUAGAGAUGAACCUUCACUAACUACACUCAGUACACACUCCGAAGCUGCAUUUUCUUCCAGUGAACAGUGCAUGUCCCAGACAAAGAGCACCUCAACGAACGGUCAAGUUGGAGAACAGAGGGCACUGAAGAAUGGGUGGAGGCAGUGGUAUGAUGUCGGAAUCUUCCAAAGCAAUAGUGCUGUGGUCACGCACUUCUUUUUAUUUCCAGACAGUAAUGAGAGUUCAGAUAACAAGGCUGCAGAUAUAGACCUCUCUGACUACGCUAUGUUAAAGAAACAUGACCUGUGUCCCGGAAGUGUGUACCGGUUUAGAGUUGCUGCAAUAAACGGACAUGGAAUUGGUCCUUUCAGUAAAAUCAAUCAGUUUAAGACUUGUAUUCCUGGAUUUCCUGGGGCUCCAUCAUCAGUAAAAGUUACAAAGAGUACAGACUGUGUUCAUAUUUCCUGGGAAUCCCCUUCUUCGCCAACAGGAAAUAUAUUAGAAUAUUCUGCCUAUCUAGCCAUCCGCACUUCCCUCCCUGAGGCUCAGAACCAGCUGGCAUUUGUAAAGAUUUACAGUGGCUUGGAGACAUCAUGCACUGUAACCACUUCCCAGCUUGCAAAUGCUCAUGUCGACUGCAGUUCCCGGCCUGCGGUGGUAUUCAGGAUUUCUGCCAAGAAUGAAAAGGGUUAUGGACCAGCAAUCCAAGUUAGAUGGCUGCAAGAGAAAACAUGAGGCGUGAAGUGGAAGACCCUAAAAGAGAUGCAGUUGUGGUCUGUCUACCAUUUUGCUGACAAGAACCCUUUGAAGAGUAAUAGAGCUGUAUGGUUCACUUUUUUGUAAAAUUUUGUAAAUCUCAAAAUGUUUAUUUUUUCAUUCUGCUUCUAAUUGUAUAGAUAUUCAUAUGAUCUAAAUAUAUGACGACAGUAUAUACUUUUCAUGUUAUAUUAUAAAUGUUAGUGAUAUGUACUCAGGUGGGACUAUGUGGCCCAGUUUUCAAUAAUUGAAAACUGACUAUUUGCUUCCAUUUUUUUUUUUUUUUUACCACUUACAUAUAUUUGUAUCUAGUUUUAAGCAAUACAAUGGUGCAAAGGGAUGGGAGGGACCUUAUAGUGCAAUACAAGUAGGCACAUAGCACUUCCCCCAAUUCUUGGGGUAUCCUGCCAGUUUUCCAUGAAUGAAUAACUCGGGAGUAACAAGGUGUUACAUCAGAAGUCUUUAUCUUUUCAUUUGAACUAUAUAUGUUUACAUUAGAUUGUGUAUGUGUAUUGCACUUUUAAAAUGAAUAUCUAGAUAUAUAUACAUAUAUAUAUUUUGGUAAAACAUGUAAUAUGAGCAAAAAUGGCUUAAGGUUUAUACUGCAGCUAUCUAGUCAUCUGUCAGCUUUUUGAGAUGCUUAUAAAUGUAUAAUAUAGAUCUAUGGGAUAAUAAACAUUCCAUUUUAAGCUGCAGCCGAAUAUAUUUGAGAAUCACUUUCCCAAUAUAAUAGUAUUUAUGGAAACUCUUCCAUUGGCUACUGGGACAAUUCCUGUAUACGGAGAGGAGGCCUGACAUAAGCAGCAGCCUUUUGUCUCUAUGGAUUUAAAGGGGAUUUUUGGUGUGUAAAAUCUUCCUAUAUUAGCUCAGCUUGGGCUACUUCACUUAUAUUCAGCAAAAUAGUCUGUGCUUGUACUGUAUGGGUGUGACACAUCUAUUGUCAGCUGUAGCUCCAGAAUGAAGAAGAGACUUAGAUCCCUUGAAGAACUUGUUUCAUGUCUGCUAUUGUUGGGAACCUCCGGGGUAAUACGGUGUCUUAUAAAAGAAUUAAAAGCCAACACCCGGGGGGCAAUAGACUGGGGUCAAAGUUUAAAGGGGUAGUCCAGUGGUGAAAAACUUAUCCCCUAUCCUAAGGAUAGGGGAUAAGUUUGAGAUCGCGGGGGGGGUCUGACCGCUGGGGCCCCCUGCGAUCUCUCUGUACGGGGGCCAGGCUCUCCGGCCAGAUAGCGGGUGUCGACCCCCGCACGAAGCGGGGCUGACAUGCCCCCUCAAUACAUCUCUAUGGCAGAGCCGUAGAUUGCCGAAGGCAGCACUUCGGCUCUGCCAUAGAGUUGUAUUGAGGGGGCGUGUCGGCUGCCGCUUCGUGCGGAGGUCGACACGCCCCCUUCCUGCGGGCUGUCGGGGCUCCGUACAGGAGAUCGCAGGGGGCCCCAGGUAAGUUGUUCACCACUGGGUCACCACUGGACUACUCCUUUAAAACAAAAUUGCCUCUGUAGCCUCCUGAUGACACACAUUUUUUGUGAAACAUGUUGAGGUGGCAAGGGAAUUGUUUUAAAUUGGUGUUACCCUGUGUGUAUUUAGCAGAGCACUGCAGACUCUACUGGUCUGAGACAGAGUGUUUAUAAAUCUGAAGGUGAUUCCCUCUUAUAUUAUCAUUCUUGAUACACACUGGGACACUGGCUUUUUAACUUUUGUGUUGAUCAUUAAGAGAUUAUAUAUAUAUAAUUAUAAUUUUCUCCCCUAAAUGAUGUCAUAAAAGUAACUUUUUAGGUGUGGGUCAAAUUGAAUGGGGGCUUUUGACCUCGGGGUGUUGGUGUUUAGUUGGUAUUGUAUUUAGGGGUGUUGUAUUCAUACCUCUAAAUACAGUACGCUAAAAUUUUAAAAAUCAAAAUGUUAUUUUUGGAAUUGAUCAGUGAAACUCUAAAGAAGCACAUAUUCUGUGAAGAACUUUGGUUACUAGAACACUGAUUCUGAAUAUGUUUGGAUCAGCAUAAUAGAAUAAGAUGAGAAAUAGAUUCAGAACAAGCAGAUCAUGGAGACUCAUUGAUGUAUGAGAAUAGGAAAUCACCAUUCAACGGUCUUUUUUUUUUUUUUUUUUUUACUUCAGAUGGUUGGAUACAUAUCUAUCGAAAUGAUGCGCAUGAUUUUUUUUAACUACUGCACCUGACAACCACCAAAACAACCUAAGACAUCAGAUUAUAUCUUCUAUUGAUAUCUACCAUUGGUUGGUAUCUAUCACAUUUGUUUAUGUCACACAAAAAGCCAUCAGUCUAAAAUCUGUAGUGUAUGGCCAGUUUAAAGCAAUGUGUUAUCAGUUUCAUACUGCCUGAACUACUACAAGUUCCCUUAUUUAAAGUAAUCUAUGAUCCACUCUGAAAUGCUGCAGCGUUUCCGUCAAAGUCAUAUUUUAAACCCUCUUCUGUGGUUCAGGCAGCAUGGAACUGGUUCCCAUUUAUACGGAUUAGCCUUCUGGAAAGGGCAUGUCAUGUAUCUUUUACAAUCUAGCCUUUUUCAUUUGUGAUAUGGAGCGUACACCUACAGGUUGUUUGGAAAAGGGCAGAAGGUCAUGUAUAAUCUAUGUCUAUUACCAUCACUUCCAUCUGGUCUGUGUUGGGCGGUAGAACACAUCCUAAAACUGGACCUAAAUUUUGACUGCAAUACACACCAGUGUAUGUACUUGUCAUGGAUUUAUUUUGGAAGGUAUGGCUGGGUUACCAUCACAAUCCAUCACAUGUUAAUCGUCGGGAAAUAUGACAAGAUCCCUGUAUCGUUAGAAAAGUGUUACGGGAAACCCAUGAAAUUUGUAUAGCUGCGACUUUUCCGUCCCCUAUAUGUAAACCUUGAUUUUUGCAUUUGUAGGUUGUUGUAAUGGAAGAGUAAAACACAAUGGAUUUGUAGCCAUCCCAGUGCAGGUCCCACUCUGCUGUAUACAGCUGGUUGCUUAUUGAUGCCAUAGAUGUGUGAGGGUGAUGCAAUAAAAAUGGAUGAGCGUAGAUUUACACCGAGUUUUCAGUAACCGUUAAAGGGGUACUCCGCCCCUAGACGGAUAGGGGAUAAGAUGUCAGAUCGCUAUGGUCCCGCUGCUGGGGAGCCCGGGGAUCCCCGCUGCGGCACCUUGCUAUCAU